Molecule: messenger RNA, 897 nt
Organism: Parnassius apollo (apollo)
Lineage: Eukaryota; Metazoa; Arthropoda; Insecta; Lepidoptera; Papilionidae
Source: the annotation of a GenBank genome assembly
AUGCCGAUUUUACCUAAGGAGGAAACGGAGGGUGUCCGUACUCGAAGUCAACACCAGCAGGAGACGGAUCAAAGAAGAUUUGGUGGUGCAACGCCGCAGAUAUCAGAGGGCCAGCCGCCGGCUGCAGGCCCGUCAGUAGCUCCUACAUCUGCAGCACCUAAUUUAGGUGCUCUCAUGAUGAUACUGCAGGAACAGGCUCGCCGACAGGAGAAACAGGCCCGCCAGCAGGCGGAGCAGGCACGCCGAUUGGAAGAACAGCUGCGGUGCGGACAGGAGGAACAGGCCCGCCGACAAGAUGAACAUGCCCGUCGGUUGGAAGAGCAGAUGCUCCUCAUGAAGGACCUUCACGCUACCUUCGGGAAGGAGAUAAAGGAGGUGAAGGAUAGGGUUGCUCAGCAUGACAACCGCCUGUCGGAAGCUGAAACGCAAAUCGCGAUAGCUGAAACCCGAAUCCAACAAAUGAACAAUCGGGUUGACAACGUGAUGGCUGACGUGAAGAAAACGCUGGACGAUCUCAAACUGGGGGAUGGAAUUACAGCUCCCGUAGUAGCUACAAUACCUUCGCUACGUGGGUUCAAAGUGCCGCCGUUCGACGGGACUUCUUCUUGGUCAGCCUACAAAAUCCAGUUCGAGGCUGUUAUGAAGGCGAACGGCUGGAAUAAAAGUCAGGCCAUGACUGCUCUUACACUAGGCCUACGCGACCAGGCUUUAACAGUUCUGGAAGCUCUUGGUGAGGAAGUGACUUAUGAGCAACUCCUUGAGGCAUUGGAGGCGAGAUAUGGCGACGCUCACCUGGAAUACGUCUUUCGUGCGCAUAUUGAAGAUCGCGUGCAGUGCAUGAACGAAAACCUGCAGCAGUGGGCUCUAGAGGUGGAAAAGCUGUCAGAGCUGCUGUGA